Molecule: messenger RNA, 1807 nt
Organism: Misgurnus anguillicaudatus (oriental weatherfish)
Lineage: Eukaryota; Metazoa; Chordata; Actinopteri; Cypriniformes; Cobitidae
Source: RefSeq, a predicted model, not a curated record
UCGUGCGUGUAAGUGUGUUUGUUAGUGUGAUUUUUAUUUUAUUUUUUGGAUUUCAAUAUGAAUUCGGUUGUCGUUCUUUUGAGGGGAUCGCGGCGCCGUCCUUUAAUGGACAGAUUUUUCUCUGACUUGGAUAAUGGGUCGACCCUCUUAUUUUUUAAGAGGAAUCGGCCUGUUGUGACAAUCAGAGCCAGUUUUGCUCACGAGCUUACUGUGCCCUCUGUCCCUUUGCCCCAGGAGGGGGCGCUCGUUAAAUCGAGUAUUCGGCAUCCCAGUGCUCUGUCUCAGGGUAGAGACACUGAGGAUGCUCACAGCUCACGAGCUGAGUUCACUGCAGAGGUGUCGACAGCAGAGGAAUCUUGUCCAAAUGAGAAAGCUGUGGUGGAGGAUGACUUUGAGGAGAGAGGGUCGGAGUCAUCCUUUCAUCAUGAGCUUCCUGGCACCAGCUCCCCCACUAAAGGGAGUUCCUAUGUUGUGGAGAAGCUCCAUUCAGUGACUGAUGGAGGUAUCAAGUCCUCAGCAGAGGCGAUCUCCACACAUCCGGAGGAUAUCUUGUCCUUCCCUGCAUCUGUGGCUGAUCCACAGCCUCCAGCAGAGGUCCCAUCUUUCUCUGCUCCUGUGGCCGCUCCACAUCCUCCAGCGGUGGGCCCAUCCUUUUCUGCUCCUGUGGCCACUCCACAUCCUCCAGCAGAGGUCUCAUCCUUCUCUGCUCAUGUGGCCGCUCCACAUCCUCCAGCAGGGGUCCCAUCUUUCUCUGCUCCUGUGGCCGCCCCACAUCCUCCAACAGAGGUCCCAUCCUUCUCUGGUCCUGUGGCCGCUCCACAUCCUCCGGCAGAUGUCCCAUCCUUCUCUGCUUCUGUGGCCGCUCCACAUCCUCCAGCAGGGGUCCCAUCCAUCUCUGCUCCUGUGGCCGCUCCACAUCCUCCUGCAGAUGUCUCAUCCUUCUCUGCUCCUGUGGCCGCUCCACAUCCUCCAGCAGUGGGCCCAUCCUUCUCUGCGCCUGUGGCCGCUCCACAUCCUCCAGCAGAGGUCCCAUCCUUCUCUGCACCUGUGGCUGAUCCACAGCCUCCAGCAGGGGUCCCAUCCUUCUCUGCACCUGUGGCUGAUCCACAGCCUCCAGCAGGGGUCCCAUCCUUCUCUGCUCCUGUGGCCGCUCCACAUCCUCCAGCAGAUGUCCCAUCCUUCUCUGCUCCUGUGUGCGCUCCACCUCCUCCAGCAGGGGUCCCAUCCUUCUCUGCACCUGUGGCUGAUCCACAGCCUCCAGCAGGGGUCCCAUCCUUCUCCACUCCUGUUACUGCUCCACAGCCUCCAGUAGGGGUCCCAUCCUUCUCCGCUCCUGUUACUGCUCCACAGCCUCCAGUAGGGGUCCUAUGCUUCUGUGCUCCUGUUACUGCUCCACGGCCUCCAGUAGGGGUCCCAUCAUUUUCUGCUCCUGUUACUGCUCCACAGCCUCCAGCUCUCUUUCUCUCACAGCAAAAUAAUGCAGACACAGUCGAGGAGAUGGAGGUUCAAUACAGUUUGGUUUCUCAACAUUCAUCUCCUCGCAAUUCGUCUGCCCAGCUUGCGACUCCUCAGGCCCAGAUGUCCCAGUCCUCUCAGGUAGAUUUACGUCAAAGGCCUGCACUUUAUCAGUGCCAUUUUUAAUGAAAAAGUAGUUUUAUGUAAAUAUUUUAAAACUAUGAUUGUUUUACUUACAGAAAAUUAGUGCAGACACAGUCGAGGAGAUGGAUGUUCAAUACAGUUAUUUAUCUCAGUAAGUUUAACAGUGCCUUCAUUUUAUACUUUGUUGUAUUACGAUCAGUUGUACAUG